This is a messenger RNA of Pisolithus orientalis, 465 nucleotides long. RefSeq lists its product as uncharacterized. NCBI's taxonomy places the organism in Eukaryota, Fungi, Basidiomycota, Agaricomycetes, Boletales, Pisolithaceae. Bases 129 to 371 code for a protein of 80 amino acids. The record is from RefSeq and is a predicted model, not a curated record. The transcript has a single exon.
UUCUCAGAGAGCUUCCUCCAGGGUGCCCCGUUUAGAAUCCAACAUUCCCGGUAACGUAAUGGCAGCAGGAAGAAGUUACGGUUACGCCCAUUACAUGAACACCAAGAUCUAGGCAUGAAUGGACUACGAUGUCGGUUCUCUCAUACACCCUAAGUAGAUGGGUACUACUUUGCAUGGGCGGCGGAUCUACAGCCGAAAGACAUGGAUCAUAUGUCAGAGUCAACCGUGCACUCCAAAUCCAUAGUAGGGACCAUGCAGCUGACCUGCGUAGAGAAGCCUCCUUAGGCUGCUGUGCUAGCUGCCAGCACAGACAAUGUAGUAUUGCUAGAUGGCACCAGGACCGAUUGAACGGGCCAAAUAUCCCAUCGUAGAAGGUGCGUCCAUUCUGGUUGUCAGACGUGAGGCGGCCAGUUGACAAAGUUGAACAAUGCGAGAAUACUGGCGCUGGCCUCGAAGACCUACCGC